Homo sapiens (human) is the source of this 6218-nucleotide messenger RNA. It is a transcript of the gene SLC25A3, whose product is annotated as solute carrier family 25 member 3. NCBI's taxonomy places the organism in Eukaryota, Metazoa, Chordata, Mammalia, Primates, Hominidae. The record is from RefSeq and is marked reviewed. Gene Ontology annotation, biological process: mitochondrial phosphate ion transmembrane transport; proton transmembrane transport. Gene Ontology annotation, molecular function: phosphate transmembrane transporter activity. Bases 294 to 1379 code for a protein of 361 amino acids. Gene Ontology annotation, cellular component: mitochondrial inner membrane. The transcript has 7 exons.
CUCUGUGAGCCGCAACCUUUCCAAGGGAGUGGUUGUGUGAUCGCCAUCUUAGGGAGUGAGUGUGGCCGGGCCUUCUCCUGUGGCGGGUGUGGGGAGCGGAGCCCAGAGCUCCUGUGGGGCCGCUGCUUUGGCGGUGGGCCCAGCCGGGAGCAGCCUCUUUCGAAGGCCGCCGUGACCUCUUCAAGGGCGUGGAGACGGGAAGGAAAAGGCCCCGGUUGGGGUUCCAGGGCGCCGGUAACGUUAACCGGCGCCUUGCCUGUCCUCUAACCGUCGCUCCCUCCUCCCCUAGAAAGAUGUUCUCGUCCGUGGCGCACCUGGCGCGGGCGAACCCCUUCAACACGCCACAUCUGCAGCUGGUGCACGAUGGUCUCGGGGACCUCCGCAGCAGCUCCCCAGGGCCCACGGGCCAGCCCCGCCGCCCUCGCAACCUGGCAGCCGCCGCCGUGGAAGAGUACAGUUGUGAAUUUGGCUCCGCGAAGUAUUAUGCACUGUGUGGCUUUGGUGGGGUCUUAAGUUGUGGUCUGACACACACUGCUGUGGUUCCCCUGGAUUUAGUGAAAUGCCGUAUGCAGGUGGACCCCCAAAAGUACAAGGGCAUAUUUAACGGAUUCUCAGUUACACUUAAAGAGGAUGGUGUUCGUGGUUUGGCUAAAGGAUGGGCUCCGACUUUCCUUGGCUACUCCAUGCAGGGACUCUGCAAGUUUGGCUUUUAUGAAGUCUUUAAAGUCUUGUAUAGCAAUAUGCUUGGAGAGGAGAAUACUUAUCUCUGGCGCACAUCACUAUAUUUGGCUGCCUCUGCCAGUGCUGAAUUCUUUGCUGACAUUGCCCUGGCUCCUAUGGAAGCUGCUAAGGUUCGAAUUCAAACCCAGCCAGGUUAUGCCAACACUUUGAGGGAUGCAGCUCCCAAAAUGUAUAAGGAAGAAGGCCUAAAAGCAUUCUACAAGGGGGUUGCUCCUCUCUGGAUGAGACAGAUACCAUACACCAUGAUGAAGUUCGCCUGCUUUGAACGUACUGUUGAAGCACUGUACAAGUUUGUGGUUCCUAAGCCCCGCAGUGAAUGUUCAAAGCCAGAGCAGCUGGUUGUAACAUUUGUAGCAGGUUACAUAGCUGGAGUCUUUUGUGCAAUUGUUUCUCACCCUGCUGAUUCUGUGGUAUCUGUGUUGAAUAAAGAAAAAGGUAGCAGUGCUUCUCUGGUCCUCAAGAGACUUGGAUUUAAAGGUGUAUGGAAGGGACUGUUUGCCCGUAUCAUCAUGAUUGGUACCCUGACUGCACUACAGUGGUUUAUCUAUGACUCCGUGAAGGUCUACUUCAGACUUCCUCGCCCUCCUCCACCCGAGAUGCCAGAGUCUCUGAAGAAGAAGCUUGGGUUAACUCAGUAGUUAGAUCAAAGCAAAUGUGGACUGAAUCUGCUUGUUGAUCAGUGUUGAAGAAAGUGCAAAAGGAACUUUUAUAUAUUUGACAGUGUAGGAAAUUGUCUAUUCCUGAUAUAAUUACUGUAGUACUCUUGCUUAAGGCAAGAGUUUCAGAUUUACUGUUGAAAUAAACCCAACUCUUCAUGAUUUGCCUGUGACUUAUUUUUAAAACUUUUUUAAAAAAGAUUUAGCUUUAAAAUAGUUGGAAAGAAUGAAGUAUAUAAGUUAAGGAAAAAAUACAAAACUGACCAUGACCAUUGUUGGUUGAAUAUUCCAGUUGCUAUUCAGAAAUUGUCAUAUGUCUCAAGUUUUAUCACACAAAGUUCCUGUAUUUCUAGGGAAGCAGACUUUAAAUUUCUAAAAACUUGAUUUAAUUAUAGUUAAAUAUGUGUAGUCAUUUGUGGUUAUUUUGGCAAGUAAAUGUCAGUGUAUACUUACAUUUUUGCAGCAUGUACUACACCUUUUUUAUGUUGGUGAGUUUGCUAAUCCUUAUUUGUAAGACAAGGUAAACCAAAUUAGGCUGAUUCUUAGAAUGACAGUAAAGGACCAAAGUGAUUGACAGCUGAAAACAAUUUUCAGGUACACUAAUUCUCUUUACACAGAUCUGACUUUUUUUUUUUUUGAGACGGAGUUUCACUCUUGUUGCCCAGACGAGUGUAGUGUCGCGAUCUCGCCUCACGGCAACCUCUGCCUCCCAGGUUCAAGCGAUUGUUCUGCCUCAGCCUCCCAAGUAGCUGGGAUUUCAGGCAUGUGCCACCACGCCCAGCUAAUUUUGUAUUUUUAGUAGAGACGGGGUUUCCCUGUGUUGGUCAGGCUGGUCUCGAACUUCCAACCUCAGGUGAUCCGCCCGCCUCAGCCUCCCAAACUGCUGGGAUUAUAGGCAUGAGCCACCGUGCCCGGCUCUGACUUUUUACAGAAAAUUGAACUAUUUUCAGUCUGGUAUUUUAAGAAAGGUACUGCUUGACAGCUGAACUAUAUGAAUGCCACUGGGGAAAAAGCAUUCCAUCAUACUUAGAUACGAGAUUGGAUUGUAGGUUUAAGCCCAUUUUUAAAGAGCUCCUAGAAAGUGAAUUAGUUUUUGUGUUUAGAUUCCCCUUAAGUUUGAUUAGGAAGUGUAUAAAAGUUCAAUCUUUUGUAAUGACAGCCCACCACUGGAAAAAAAACGAAAAACCUAGUGUAAUAUAUAACAUGCUGUUUUUCAAACACUAGAUUUUACCUAGAGUCCUUAUGUGUAAUACGUGGGUUGGUUAACAGUCCCUACGUAAAGCGUACAGAUGGCCUGGAGAGAAAAACUUUUUCAGAGAUUGGAGAGAAAUGUUACUACAAACUCAUGGUAAGGUCAGUGAACUCAAUUUAGAAGCCAGUGCAGCUAGUUGCAUGUUAACUUCUUUAUAUCAUCAUUGCCUGAACUUGUUAAAGGUUCCAACAUUUUACCUGUGCUGCAGGAAAAAAGGAAAAGUUGUAGGUACAAAUUUGGACCAAACUUUAAAAAGGUAAAGUAGGAUGUCUUCUGAACCCAACCAAGUGGUGGCUGUGGUGCUUAGCAGUAUCAACUGUAUAUUAUUUCUUGCUAUGUUAGCAAAGCAUCCAAAGAUCAAUGGUGUAUGAUAAGCUUUUCUGUGGGUGAAGAACUCGGGAGUAUCAGACUCUUCUGGUUCUGAGUCUCAUGAAGCUUUUCACUUCUGAGCUGAAAGGAUGCUCUUUGUGCUUUUCACUAUUAGUGGUAUAGUCUUUCCCGAAAAUCUCUAGCAUGGUGGCUUCAGGGCAGCUGGACUUAGGUGGUAUUUUGGGGCUCCAGGAGAGCUUGGCAGAGUUGGCUUUUUAGGACUUAUCCUUCAAUGUCACAUAACAUCACUUUUACCAUGCUCUUGGUUACAACAGUGAUGUCUCAGAAACCAAGUCCCAGAUUGAGGAAAAAAGGAACAUAGUCUCUACCUCUUCCUGAGAGGAAAGUCAGUCAACGUGUAAGAGGAGCAGUAGAAACGCAUUAGUCCAGCCAACGUGAAAGUGGACCGUAGAUCUAAAACAUUUUGGGUAUGCAGUUCAGCCAGCCCUUACUGAGGCAGUUCUGCCAAUCAGGAUUCAAGUUUUAUUUCCUAAGAGUUAUAAUAGGUUUUAUUUGUGGGCAUUGAUACAAAAUACGCUGUGUUCAAGCUAUGGAGCCUGCCACUGUAGUUACUAGAGUUACGGUUCAAAGCUAUUUCUGAGAGAAAGCCACUUCAUCCUCAAAACCCAAGAGGCCCACUUAAAGUGAUGCGAAUUCUCAUUUCAGGUUUUUAAAUUAUACUAAAAGAUUCUAGUAAGAAAAUUUUAAUAUGUAUGUAUUGGUGUUCUUUUUACAUUUCAUUUAAUGAAAUGUCUACUGUCAAUACGAUAAAGCAGAACCCAGUGGAGUAAGAAUACACGAAACUGCCAGGCACAGUGGGUCAUGCCUGUAAACCCAGCAUUCUGGGAGGCCGAGGCGGGUGGAUCACCUGAGGUCGGGAGUUCAAGACCAGCCUGACCAACAUGGAGAAACCCUGUCUCUACUAAAAAUACAAAAUUAGCUGCGGUGGUGGUGCGUGCCUGUAAUCCCAGCUACUCAGGAGGCUGAGGCAGGAGAAUCGCUUGAACCCGGGAGGCGGAGGUUGUGGUGAGCCAAGAUUGCGCCAUUGCACUCCAGCCUGGGCAACAACAGCGAAACUCUGUCUCAAAAAAAAAAAAUAUAUAUAUAUAUAUAUAUAUAUGAAGCUGAUAGUUGAAUUAUGUUGAUUCAGGGACAAGAUAGCAUUGCAUAGUAACUUCCAGUAGGAUCAAAUAUUUUGAGAGUGGUUAAAACGCCAAGGAAUCCUGAUUUUAUGAAAUUAUGCCUUCUGAUAGGUGCAACAAAAUUGAACAGAAGAGUAACAGCUUAACUAAACCUCCAUUGUGUGAAAGUUUUAUGAAAUGUUUUGACUUUUUUUUUUUUUUCCCUAGAGAACAGGGUUCUUGCUUUGUCGCCCAGGCUGGAGUACAGCCUUGAACUCCUGGGCUCAAGCGAUCCUCCUGCCUCAGCCUCCCAGUUAGCUGACACAAUUGGGAUGUGCCACUACUUGCUCCUGUUUUUUCAUAGACGGGUCCUGCUGUUGCUCAGGCUGGUCUCGGAUUCCUGGCCUCAAGCAACUUUCCUGCCCCAGCUCCUAAAGCGGCCAGGGUUACAGGUAGCCGCCUUGUCUGUCCCGUUUCGACCAUAUUUUAUUUUUGAGAAGGUCUUGCUCUGUCGCCAGACUGGAGUGCAGUGGCACGAUGAUAGCUCACUGCAGCCUCGAUCUCCCAAGCUCAAGUGAUCCUCCCACCUCAGCCUCUUGAAUAACUGGGACUGCAAGUGUGGACCACCAUGUCUGGCUAAUGUUUUUUAUUUUUAGCAGAAAUGAGGUCUUGCUAUGUUGCCAAGGCUAGUCUUGAACUCCUGAGCUCAAGCGAGCCUUCUGCCUUGGCCUUCCAAAGGGCUGGGAUUAGAGGGCUGAGCCACCACACUUGGCCAACCAUAUUUUAUUUUUUAUAUUUUUAUUUUAUUUGAUCCUUGUUCUGAAACCAUAAAGUGAGUUUAACAUUUCUGGCUGGGCACAGUGGCUCAUGCCUGUAAUUCUAACACUUUAGGAGACCAAGGCAGGAGGAUGCCUUGAGCCCAGGAGUUUGAGACCAUCCUGGACAACAUAAUGAGAAAAGAAAAUACAAAAAUUAAGGGGUGUGGUGACACAUGCCUGUAGUCUCAACUAUUUGGGAGGCUGAGGCAGGAGGAUUGCUUGAGCCCGAGAGGUUGAGGCUACAGUGAGCCAUGUUUACGCCAUUGCAGUCCAGCCUGGGCGACAGAGUGAAACCCUGUCUCAAAAAAAAAGUAACAUUUCUAUAUGAUUUUUGGGAUCGACAUGUCCAUAAUGUUAAUGAAGCGCAUAGCAGUCACUAGUAAAUUAGGAGUUAUACAUUGCUUCUAUAGCAUCAGAAAUUGUAUAUCAGGCCAGGUGCAAAAGCUCACUCCUGAAAUCCAAGCACUUUGGGAGGCUGAGGUGGGCGGAUUGCUUGAGGUCAGGAGUUCAAGAACAGCCUGGCCAACAUGAUGAAACCCCAGGUCUCUACUAAAAAUACAAAAAUUGGUCAGGCAUGGUGGUGCAUGCCUGUAAUUCCAGCUACUCGGGAGGCUGAGGCAGGAGAAUUGCUUGAACCCGGGAGGCAGAGGUUGCAGUGAGCCAAGAUUGUGCCACUGCACUCCAGCCUGGGCGACAGAGCCAGACUGUCUGAGGAAGAAAUUGUAUAUCAGGCUGGGCACAGUGGCUCAUACCCGUAAUCCCAGCACUUUGGGAGGCCCAGGCUGGGUAUCACUUGAGCCCAGGAGUUGGAGACCAGCCUGGGCAACAAAGUGAGACCCCUCUCUCUACAAAAAAUAAAUUAGCCAGGCAUGGUGGCACGUGCCUGUAAUCUCAGCUACUUAGGAAGCUGAAGGAGGAUCGUCUGAGCCCAGGAGUUUGAGGCUGCAAUGAGCUACAAUCACACCCCUGCACUCCGGCCUGGGCGACAGAGUGAUAACCUGUCUAAAAAAAUAAAAAUAAAUUGUAUAAUCAUAUUGCAAUUUUCUUUGCAUUACUGAUGAGGAAAAAUCUCAAAGUAAUUGUAAAAAAUCCUGGAUAUCACAUAGUUGAGAAACAAAGUUAUUUUAAACUUACAGGACUCUGUAGUUCACAGUUGAACACUGUGGCUUCCUGAAAUAUCAAAGAAUAAUGUACAUUAAUAAGCCAGCUACUAUCGGCAUCUUGUAAAAAUUAAAAAAUUAAACAUAAAUAAAAGUUCAAA